This is a messenger RNA of Sorghum bicolor (sorghum), 2709 nucleotides long. Its product is annotated as factor of DNA methylation 1. Bases 281 to 2362 code for a protein of 693 amino acids. Gene Ontology annotation, biological process: gene silencing by siRNA-directed DNA methylation. The record is from RefSeq and is a predicted model, not a curated record. NCBI's taxonomy places the organism in Eukaryota, Viridiplantae, Streptophyta, Magnoliopsida, Poales, Poaceae. The transcript has 7 exons.
CAGUGGCAUUUUCUUCUGUCCCGUGCGCUCUCCCCAGUCCCCCACGCCCAAAACCCCAAGUGCCUUUCUCGCCGCUUCCGACUCCGCCAUGCCACCAUAGAUCCAGCUAGGGCGGCGUCGUUGCGUUCAAUCCUGUGCGAGAGAACGCGAAUCGCCGCCGGCUUGAUAUUGGCCAGGGCUUUCUCCGCCCAAUUGCAUCAGGUCUCGCCGUCAUUUGCAGCGACCGUGCUCUAAUUGGGGCGAAAAGGAAUCUUAUCUGCUGAAUCCCCGAGCUCCGGCGAUGGAUUUUGACAUGGACGACUACAUAGACCCCUACGAGGAGGCUGAGGCUGAGGCUGCCGCGGGCGAGGACGACGACUCCGACGACCCCGACGAGGACGACUCGGAUGCGGAGAGCGACUACGAGGAGAAGUCGUUCGGCCUCCUCAAGUCCGGCAAGCACCGGGUGCGCAACCCGGACGGCACCUUCCGCUGCCCCUUCUGCCCCGGCAAGAAGAAGCAGGGGUACAAGAUCAAGGACCUCCUCCAGCACGCCGACGGUAUCGGCGUCUCCAGCAAGCACCGCCGCCACGGCCGCGAGCGCGCCAACCACCGCGCCUUCGCGCGCUUUGUCCGCACCGAUCCGGACUUCGCGGAAGACCUCGUCGGUAUCACUGGCAUUCAAGGUGCCAUUACAACCACCCCUGCUGAUAAGAAUGGUGGCAGUGCCAAUGGCGACGGGAAGGCCAAGGCUAAUGGAGAUACUGCUGGAUCCAGUUCCGUGGCGGCGAAAGUGGGUCCGCCACAGGAGGUUGAGAGGUUUGCUUGGCCGUGGGCUUGUGUGCUUGCAGCCGGGGCAGGGUUCAAUCCUGAGGAGUUUGCUGAUAGAGUAGCGGUGUUUAGUUUGGUUGAGGUUGUGCCUUUGUUUGUUGAUGAGAUGGAAGUCACAGAAACCUUUGCAAUCGUGAGGUUUACCAAUGAUUGGAGUGGAUUCAAUGACGCGCUUACGCUUGAGAACCAUUUUGGUGUCAAUAAGCUAGGGAAGAAGGAGUUUGAGACGAGAGACAGUGGUCUAGGUUCCGUGGAGGGAGAUGGCGGCAAAGGUGAAGUCAAGGUUUAUGGGUGGGUUGCCCGAGCCGAGGACUAUGAUGCAACGAGUGUGGUAGGAAGAUUCUUGAGAAAGCACACCGUCCUGAAAACAAUAGAUGAGGUUUCCAAGACUGAAUUAGAGAAAUCAGGGGAGAUGGUGGCAAUACUGGCAUCCCAGAUCGAGGAAAAGAACCGAUACUUGCAGGAUUUGGAGACAAAGAAGAAUGCGACAGAACUCUCCAUCUCAAGGCUUGAGGACGACAACAGGAAACUGCAUGAGGCAUAUAAUGAAGAAAUGCGCAAUCUUCAUCGCAGGGCUCGUGAAAAUGCUAUGCGGAUUUUCCAAGAGAAUGAAAACUUGAGGAUUGACUUAGAAAAUAAGAGGAGAGAACUGAACUUACGAGCUAAGGAGCUUGAAAAAAUGUCAGCUGAGAAUGCUAAUGACAGGAAGACACUCGAUGAUGAGAAGCAGAAGGCAAAAUAUGAUAAUAGUGAACUUGAGUUAGCUAGCAUAGAGCAGCAGAGGGCUGAUGCAGAUGUUCUGAAGCUAUUGGCUGACCAGGAGAGGGAAAAGGAAGAGGUACUUGCUAGAAUGCUUCAGCUAGAAAAGGAGCUGCAUGAGAAGCAGCAGCUUGAGCUUGAAGUAGAACGGUUGAAUGGUACACUCCAGGUGAUGAAACAUUUAGAGGGAGAUGAUGACGGGGGAGAUAUCCAUGAGAAGAUGGAGAAGCUGAGUGUAAGAUUUGAGCAUGAAAAGAAGCGCCUGGAGGAUUUGAGUGGAGAUCUCGUGAGAAAAGAGCGUGAAAGUAAUGAUGAGCUACAAGUGGCCCGAAAAGAACUGAUAAAGGGUUUGGAGGAAGAGCUGGAUGGGCAGACAGCUAUUGGGAUCAAAAGGAUGGGGGAACUCGAUGAAAAGCCUUUCCUAAAUGCAUGUAAGAGAAAAUAUGGAAAGGGUGAAUACCAGAUAAAAGCAGCAGAGCUAGUCACAAAUUGGCAGGAGGAACUAAAGAAGCCAUCCUGGCAUCCUUUUAAGAUGGUUGAGGUUAACGGAGAAAAUAAGGAAAUUCUGGUUGACGAUGAUGCAAAACUGAAGCACCUAUGGAUUGAGUACGGCGACGAUGUGUGUAAUGCGGUGAAGACUGCACUGAUGGAGAUAAACGAGUAUAACCCAAGUGGGAGGUAUGUAGUGCCCGAGCUCUGGAACUUCAGGAAAGGUAGAAAGGCAACGAUGAAGGAGGUGCUCAAGUACCUGUUCAGUCAGAUGGACACGACGACCAAGCGCAGGAGGGGCUGAGGAGGCGCCCCGAGGCCGAGAAGCCAAUAAGUAGCGCCUUUACGCUGCUCUGUCAGUCGUGUGCUGCUCGAUCUUCUAGUUAGUGGUAGUCUGGCAUAAUAAGUGUUCGUAAUCAAGGCUUAGGUAUGCAUCAUGUUCAUGCUGUUGCCGGGCAGGCGUCCUAAAAACCUAUGUGAUCGUUGAACUGACUACUGAGUAAUCUUUCGUGCUGCUAUUAUUGUUCGGGUGUAAAUAGUUUGGUGCCUGCUCCUUCGUGGCUUUCUCGUGUGUGUAAUCAUUUGACCGUUCAUUUGUAAAUCAUUGAAUCAUCAUGCUGCCUUAUAAUCAGUAGGGGCUUUCUAUCUUCA